Messenger RNA from Paramacrobiotus metropolitanus, 1755 nucleotides. Its product is annotated as BTB/POZ domain-containing protein 6-A-like. The coding region runs from base 190 to 1440 and encodes 416 amino acids. The transcript has 7 exons. Gene Ontology annotation, molecular function: protein binding. Lineage: Eukaryota; Metazoa; Tardigrada; Eutardigrada; Parachela; Macrobiotidae. The record is from RefSeq and is a predicted model, not a curated record.
CGCUUCUUUGUUUCAAACUUCUGCUGCGAUUCUGAUUGUUUAUUUUUGAUGUUUUACAUGUUUGGGUUAUUUUUAACGGUUUUUUCCAGUACAGUUUGUAUUUUCGCCAGAAUCUGAGGCAGCAGCAAGAGCGGUGGUUGGCUGGCCUUCUGCACUUUCCAACUUGGGUUCAUCGUGAAGCGUACCACAAUGACCCAGCCGUCCGCGUCAUUCGUCAGCUCUGAACGUCGGGGCGCCAUUGCCCAGAUUACCAAUCGCUAUCAGAAUGCUUUAGCGAGUAGUGAUUUGACGGAUGUGGAGUUCGCCGUUGGCCGCCAGUGUGGCGAAGUGAAGAAGAUCCGAGCCCACAGGUUAAUUCUGAGCCUUGGCAGUGAUGUUUUCCACACAAUGUUCAACGGGAGCUUGGCCGAGCGUGGUGACGCGGCCAUUGACAUUCCGGACAUUCCUCCCGAUGCGUUCACCAACAUGCUAAACUACAUUUAUACGGGUUCGGUGGACGAUAUCAAGCAAGGCAACGCACUGCAGACAGUGUACUGCGCCGAAAAAUACGAUCUGCCGUGGCUAUCCGAACUCUGCACCGACUUUGUCCUCGACCAAGUGAAACCCGACAACUGCUUGAUGUACCUAGAAAAUGCACUACGCUGGACUCCGAAUUGUGAUCACGUGCUGGAUAAGUGUUGGGAUGUGGUGGAUGCGUCCACCGAAGCUGUUUUGGAGUCAGGGCACUUCACCAAAAUCAACCAGACACAGUUGGAGAUGCUGCUGCGCCGGGGCACACUGUCAGCUAAAGAGAAUGCAGUGUAUUUGGCUGUGGAACGAUGGGCUACGGCAGCGUGCGAUCGCAAGAAUGUAGACCACAAGUCCAGUAAUCGCCGACGAAUGCUGGGACCGACAUUGUCCUUUGUCCGCUUUCCGCUGAUGACGGACGCUCAACUUGUCGACGGGCCCAUUCAGAGUGGUUUACUGAACGAUGAAGAAGUGCGGAAACUGUAUACCUUCAAACAUUCAGCCAAGAGUUUCUCGGCUUCCUGGUUGCUGGGAUUUUCUGUGGAGCCCCGGAAGAACGUGAUGCAUCCCAUCGGGUCGCGCUCAUACAAACAGGGAGAGAAGAUAUUCAUUUCAUAUACGAAUGGUUUCUGGCAUCCCGUGAAAGUCAAGGGGGAGCAGACGCUGGAGUGUCUUUCGAACUAUGCAGUAGAGAAGGUGAAGGAAAAAAACGAGUUCGCCGCUCCAACCCAAACCGUCCGUGCAGCGGAUAUUCUGAAGCGUGGUCGGCCAGUGUAUGCGUACAUAGGCGAAGUGUACAAAGAGGCCACGUAUGGCUCGCAGCGGGCUGGUCGACAUACCGUCAGCGUCGCCGGCCGCGAAUGCAGUGUGCAGUUUAAGGAGCUGAGGAUUGCCGAUAAGCACGUGGAGGAAUGGAAAGCGGCCCAAGAGUAAUGUUGUGAGCGGGUAUGGCGAUGUACAGGCGUACGUUGGAAUUCUUCGGUUGCGAUCAGCUUACAGGUUUCUAUGCUCCUUACGAAAGUCUUGCGUAAAUGGAUAAUGAUCUAAAUGAAUAGCAUUUAAGGGCAAUAAUGUCGUUGAUUUGGUUACUGACUUCCAAGAGGCAUUGUUUGAUAAUAUGACGUGAUGCAGGUCACUUCAUUGCUUCAGUUUGUAAUGACUGGCCUAUUUUGUUGUUUCCCUUUGUAAAUCUGUUAUCUGCAAAUUCUUCACUUUUGCAUAACUGCUUAUGUACGAUUAGAAAACUUG